CCAAAACUCGGAAAGGAAAUCAACAAACCCAACAACUAUGACAGUUCUCUAGACCAAAAUAUACAAAUAUACAGCUCCUAUAUACAGAUAUAUAUAUAUAUGCUUCUAUUUUGCGCAUUCACGUAACGCAAAAUGAAGCUGUCAAUCCGCACGCUGGACCAGAAGACAAUCUCCCUGGAGCUGCAGGACGACAAACAGAAGGUCAUACAGCUGAAGCAACGGCUGGUCCAGUUGCCGGAGAUAACCCAGCCGGUGGAGAGCUUGCAGUUGAUCUAUGGCGGUCGCAUUAUGCAGGAUGAUCUGCCGCUGGCCGAUUACAACAUAAUGGAGGACAGGUUCAUAGUGCUAAUGACCAAAAAGAGCGCCAACGCUGCUGCUGCGCCGCACAAGCAGCAGGAGCAGGAGUCGGAGCGAAAGGAGAAACAGCAGCCAAAGCAGGAGCAGACAGUGCAUCCGGCGGAGCCGGCGCGACCUUCCGUUACGCCCGAUGAGCAGCGCGUGCGCGACCUAGUGCUCAUGGGUUACGAGGAGCAGGAUGUGCGUGCCGCUUUGCGCGCCAGCUUUAAUCAUCCGGAACGCGCUAUAGAGUACCUAAUCACGGGCAUACCCAGCAUGACAACAGCAAUCGACGGGACAACUAGCAUGGGCAACACCACCACCUCCGGGCCAGGUGAGGCGAGCGUGAUAAGCGAGACAGCCGAGCAUCUCAACUAUUUGGCAACCGAUCCGCGCUUUGCGCACGUUCGCGAUUUGAUACGCCAGAAUCCCGAACUGCUGGAGCUGGUGCUGACGCAUCUGCGGGAAAGCGAUCCGGCCGCCUUUGAGGCCAUACGCAGCAAUCAGGAGGAGUUUAUAUCCAUGCUGAACGAGCCGACGCCCCACUUGACGGGCUCGCUCAGCAACGAGGAAGAAGCCGCUGUGGAGCGUCUAAUGGCGCUGGGCUUUGAUCGUGACGUGGUUCUGCCCAUUUAUCUGGCUUGCGAUAAAAACGAGGAGCUCACUGCCGAUAUACUCUUCCGCCAGACCGACGAGGAGGACAACUAGCUCAACUGGCGGGCAUUUCUUUUGGUUAAUCAUUUGGAUGACACACACACAGGGUGUAAAGCAGAACUGGAUCGAACCUAGGAUUUCAAUUUGUGUUUUCUUUAUAUUCAACCGAAUUUUAAGCCACAGCAGUUGGUUUAAAAAUAGCCCCCAACCGUAGCGUAUUUGGUAGUAAAAAAUAUUUGAUUGCAAAUAUCUUUUUCAAA
Drosophila montana is the source of this 1250-nucleotide messenger RNA. RefSeq lists its product as uncharacterized. The record is from RefSeq and is a predicted model, not a curated record. Gene Ontology annotation, cellular component: nucleoplasm; cytosol. Lineage: Eukaryota; Metazoa; Arthropoda; Insecta; Diptera; Drosophilidae. Gene Ontology annotation, molecular function: damaged DNA binding; ubiquitin binding; polyubiquitin modification-dependent protein binding. Bases 133 to 1044 code for a protein of 303 amino acids. The transcript has a single exon. Gene Ontology annotation, biological process: nucleotide-excision repair; proteasome-mediated ubiquitin-dependent protein catabolic process.